Messenger RNA from Caenorhabditis remanei, 324 nucleotides. RefSeq lists its product as uncharacterized. The record is from RefSeq and is a predicted model, not a curated record. NCBI's taxonomy places the organism in Eukaryota, Metazoa, Nematoda, Chromadorea, Rhabditida, Rhabditidae. The coding region runs from base 1 to 324 and encodes 107 amino acids. The transcript has 3 exons.
AUGCCGACACGUCUCGUCGCCCUUUUUCUUCUCGUUGCUGUCAUCUCAACUGCCGUCGCAAUGAGGGCAAAACGAGAGAACUGCAAAUCGGAAAAGUUGCGGGAGUUGGUACUGGAGACAGUAGGAAUCUAUCCACAUCAGUAUAGUUAUCAAGCCAAAUAUCUAAAACAACAAGCCGAGGAGCGCUUCGGUUUCUGGUGGAGUGCGGUGAUUGUCAGUGAGCGGGGCGGUUAUGGAAUGAGUGCUGUCUAUGAUCAAUAUAAGAAUACGUCGUGCGAGAUGUUGCUGUUCGAUACGUAUUAUUGGAUUGGAAGGACUUGUUGA